AUGAAUCCCAGUAUAAACGUUCCGAUUACACCUGACCCAUUAAUUGUUAAUCAAGCUAAUAUUGGAAUCAUUAAAAAGACAUGGACUUCGCUUAAUCUUCAAACAUUUCAAGAUGAACUUUGUAAGAAUCUCUUCAAAUUACUGAGAGAUACUGAGAUAUUACCAUGGGAACAUGAAAUUAUUUCCGAAGAAUUCCAAGUGCUGCAAUUAAUUCAUUUAUUUGCAUUUACAGUUCAAUUACUUCAUGAACUUCAUCAUGCUAAAAAUCAAAAUUUAUACGUUCAGAUGUUGAUUCAAGUUAGUAAGAUAAAUUCAAGAAUUUAUAAUAUAGACAGAGAUAAGUAUUCUAUAUUUGGGGAAUGUAUGAUGGAAACAAUGCUUCAUAAUCUUGGAAGAGAUCGAUUUUCAAGUGAGAUUGAAGUGAUAUGGUCUGGGUUAUAUUCUGAUGUUAUAACCCUUAUUUUGCAACAUGGUGAAGAACCUCAUAUGAAAUUUAAAGGGGAAUCCGAUGAAGUGGAGAGUAAUCUUAACAACAACAAUAACAACACCUAUUUAAUAGCACGUAAUUGGCAGCGAAGUACAAGUGAAGUGUCGACGACUACAUCACAACUUUCGUUGGCCAAUGAUGAUGUUUCUUCAGUGGCAAGCAUACGAACUGAUAUCACUACUUCCAAGGAAUGUAGUAGUGCUUCUGAGAAUUCUUCAUCAACCAUACAAAAUAAUGGGGGUUACCAUUUCGAAGAUCAUCAUAAGAAUUCAAUAGAAGAAGAGGACGAAGAAGAAGAACAAGUGAUGGAUGAUGAUGAUGAUGAUGAUGAUGAUGAUGAUGAUGAUGAUGAUGAUGAUGAUGAUGAAGACGCUUACAUGUUCUUAAACUCAUUUGCUGAGCAACCCAAAAGAAAAGUUACUGAAGCUCCAUGGAAGAAAAUGAGAGGAGUAUCAUCUAGAAACUCUAUUUCUACUCCAAUUGAAACAAAUUCAAAUAAAAGAAGAAUGUCAAUGACAUUGUUAAGACCAAAACUUGAUUUACAACAAAUCAAUUCACGCACAACAAUGGCUAGUCAAAUGACUACUGGUACUACCAAGACUAGACUGGAUGAGAAUUGUGUUAUUGCUUAA
[Candida] anglica is the source of this 1119-nucleotide messenger RNA. The record is from the annotation of a GenBank genome assembly. Lineage: Eukaryota; Fungi; Ascomycota; Pichiomycetes; Serinales; Debaryomycetaceae.